This is a messenger RNA of Triticum aestivum (bread wheat), 1193 nucleotides long. RefSeq names its product protein MAIN-LIKE 2-like. Lineage: Eukaryota; Viridiplantae; Streptophyta; Magnoliopsida; Poales; Poaceae. The transcript is spliced from 4 exons. Gene Ontology annotation, biological process: meristem maintenance; meristem development. The record is from RefSeq and is a predicted model, not a curated record. The coding region runs from base 104 to 1099 and encodes 331 amino acids.
GCUUUCUCUCUCUCGCCCCUCUUCUCCCUCACACCAAACCCCCCUUGAUCUACUCCAUCCUCCACCCAAAUUUGUGGAUCUGACCCCCCAAGCAUCCUUGAGAAUGGCGGAUGCUGAUGGACCUUGGUAUGCCGGAUUAAUCGAUGAGUGGGAUAAGGAGCAUCGUGCUCGUGCCAUUGAGAAUGGAAAUCAUGUAGUUGCUAUGCGCAUGAGGGGUCAUUCCGCUAAUGGCUUUACUUACGACCCGCGGUACGAGCCUUAUAUUCGGAGAUUGGGUCUUCUCCCAUUCGUGUUGCAGUUUAAGCGACGCGCUCCGCCGGUGAACCACACGGCGUUGACCGCACUUGUGGAUCGUUGGAGGCCGGAGACUCACUCGUUCCACCUUCCAUGUGGGGAGCUGACGAUGACCCUAGAGGACAUGGCUAUGAUAAGCGGCCUUCCUAUCGACGGACAAGCUGUUACCUGUCGUGUCAGCGUCGUUAAUUGGCGAGAACGGACAGGCAUUUUAAUUGGUGUUCAGCCCGACGACCCUCAAGAAGGCAAGGCCGAUACCGCGAGAGUGAGGCAUUCUUGGCUAAAACUAGUCAGAGGAGACACCAAUCCGUGCCCUCAGGGUGCCAAUGACGUGGUUGUGCAACAGUACGCGCGGGCCUAUCUUUGGUAUGUACUAACCAAGGUAGUCUUCUCAGAUGCAACCAGGAACUCAGCCCUCUGGAUGUUCUUGGAGCGACUCAAUAACUGGGAUACCCAGUAUAGCUGGGGUUCGGCCGCACUAGCAUAUUUGUAUCGUCAGCUUGACUUGGCGUGUCGGAGGAAGGGAGAUACAUCCUCAUUGUCUGGGUUUGUUUGGAGCCUAUCCGUGUGGAUGUGGGAGCGGAUCCCGGUUGGACGGCCUGAUUUCAAGAACCCCCUCAUGGCAAACCCACGGGGUAAUCAUGACGGGUUGCAUGAUGAUGAUCCAUAUCGGCGCCCUACGCUUGCUUACUAUUGGGAACAAGUGACAGUCUACACAGGAAGCUCGCAUGUGCGAUACAAGUGCUAUAUGAAUGAGCUGGACACCUUGACUGCUGAGCAGGUUUUGAGAAGUUCGAUGAGAUAAAAUUUAGUCAAUAAUGAAACUUAUGUAGCUAACAAUGUAUCUUUUUGUUUCAGCAUAGGCAAGCUUAGAAACUUCACUCCUUUCUUCAAAUAAG